AUCUGCCAAUCUGGAGAGUAUGAAUUUUAAAUUGUACUUUACAAUUGCUGUUUCGGAUAAACGUAAAACAUUUCCUUAAUUUGUGGCCCUAUUUUUGAGCCAAAAAAAAGUUCCGUCAUAAAAAUGGAUGCUGCCGAGUAUCAUUUUUGGUUGCAAAUCGAGAAACUAGUGGGACCAGUUCCGGAAAACAUCAAACUGUUGCUGCAGUUUUCCUGCUUCUGCAAUUCGUCCAUUGCCGACCUGGACGAUGAGUUGAUUGAUCAGAUCGAGCAGGAGGCGAGAACCAUUCCGUCGGUUUUGCGCAUCACAGCCAACGAAAAGCUGAUGAAGAAAUACUUUGGUGUCUACUGUCACACUCCGAACGAGUUCCGCUUCCGAUCCGGUGAGCGUCGAAUGAUGAAAAACAUUGCCCUCGCGGUAAGGAAAAAAGGGCUGGACAGUUUUAUUCAAUCGUUACGAACGAUACAGCAUCACACGGAGGCAAGGCCUACAGUUAGUGUACAAUUGCAAAAUUCCGACCCUCAAACGCUGCGACAGAUGCUGCGGGAAAAGGUUUUAAAUGCAGUGACGAAUAAUCACGCAGAAAUUUUCCCCGACUAUCUGAAAAUCAUACAGGAUAAUUUGGACAUUCAAAUUGUGAACGAGCAGGGAGUUCCCGACGCGUAUGUGUUCUGUCCACUGUGCAGCACUAAAGCUAAACUGUCGAAGGAUCGCACGGGAAACAUUAUUGUGUCCAACUACACCCUCCAUGUACGGAAGUACCACGGUUGUGGACCGCUCAGUCAAGGUGUCAAGCGUAAAAUAGAAGACUACGGUCAAGCGGAGUACAUUCCGGAGCACAUGCUGGAUCAGAUCAUAAAGGAAGAGCCGGACACCAGCGGGUAUGAGCAAAGUUCCUCCAAUCAGUACUAUCCUAUUUAGAGAUUUAGAGUGUUCACUCGUAAGGCUGAUAAGUGUUUAUUUUGAGUAUUACUAUUUUUGUAAUCGUAAGUGUGGAAAUUAAGUGAUAAGUGCAAUAAAAUAAAACAAUUUAAAUCGUCAGUG
Messenger RNA from Sabethes cyaneus, 1044 nucleotides. RefSeq lists its product as uncharacterized. The coding region runs from base 124 to 921 and encodes 265 amino acids. The transcript has 3 exons. The record is from RefSeq and is a predicted model, not a curated record. NCBI's taxonomy places the organism in Eukaryota, Metazoa, Arthropoda, Insecta, Diptera, Culicidae.